UACUUUCAUUUUAUUUGAUAACAUGCUGUCAAACAGGUUGUUAUCUCUGGUGUCCUCAAAUAAUCGCACCAUCGUUGGACAUCUGUGUGAAAUGUCUGCUGUAGUUUCUGCGUCUCUCUGCUGGACUUUACUGUCUGUCGGCCUCCUGCUCGUCUCUGCAGACCAGAGAAUCAUCACAGCGGAGCCGGGACAGACGGUCAUUCUGCCAUGUCGAGCUCCAAACAACGACAUCAUCGGUGUAGAGUGGAGCAGAGCUGAUCUGCAACCAGAACACAUCUUUCUUCACCACGAUGACACGUUUGAUCCAGUAAACGAGCGUCCGUAUUUUGACAACCGGAUGGACCUGCAGGACAGACAGAUGGAGGACGGAGACGUGUCUUUGGUCCUGCAGAAAGUGACGUCUGCUGACACUGGAGUGUACGAGUGUCACGUCUUCAUGAGAGGAACAGACCCCAGGAAGAGAGCUAAUCCGGACGGUGACCCCAUCUGCAUCAUCCAGCUGAGGGUCAAUGAUGCAGAAAACCGAAUAAACGUUUGAGUGAAAUAUAAAUAAGUCAAAGCCAAAUGUGAAUUAGCUGACUUAACAGCACACUCAUAAAGACUGUGAACCACUGAGAUAUAGAUAUUUACACGUGACUGACUCGGACCCACCACCUCAACUCCACGUUUGAAUAGUGAAACAGUCUUAAUGACUUACACAAACACAUUAAUGUUACAACAGCUCCCACUUACCAGUUAUCCUUAACCUGUUCAUUUAUUUCUUAAUCUUUAUUUUGAUCAUAUGAGGACUUUGGGGUCUGCUUCGGAGACUACAGGAAAAGCAAAGAACCAGUUCAAACUGAAAAAUCUAAUCUGAUCACAAUCAGUCAACAGUGAGGCGGUGUGGCGUUUGUUAGUGCCUCACACCACAAGCUUUGUUAAAAAGAAAAUACUUUAAAAAUAAAGUAAAUUGUAUUUUUCUCCUCACUUAACGUUUACUAGUAAGUCCAGCAUAUUUAAUUCGCACGAGACUGCAUGAAAACAAUCAAGUUAAAUAAACAGGACUUUGAAUUUUAGUGUGUACAUCCAUCCCACAUGAUCUGCAUGUGGUGAUCUAACAAAGUUAGCAAUAACCAAGUGACACACAAACACCUGGUAAAACACUAAGGUGCUUUCAUUUGAUUUCAUAACUUGUUGUCUACUCAGGUUGUUGUCUGUGUAUUUUCAAAUAAUCACACAUUGUUUGACAUCUAUGGGAAAUAUCUGCUGUAAUGUCUGAGUCUCUCUGCUGGACUUUACUGUCUGUCUGCCUCCUGUUGGUCUCUACACGUGAGACUGAACUCUUUUUAGAUCAGAUAGGAGUUCUGUGAACAUUCGCUACAUAAACAUGCUCUGAAACAUUUUGCAACAUGUCUGAAAUGGUGAUGUCCACUGAGCUUUGUUGCUGCAUUUCUGUACAUAUGUGAGGAUGUAUUUAUUUCAAAGAUCCUGCACAGUUUCUACUUUUAUAUUUAUAUACACGAUUAAAAAAAUAAUUAUUACUUGCAUGUAUAUAUCUUGGGUUUAUGUUUUUAUAUUUUUAGAAUCAAAUUUAUUAUAUCGUAUUAGUUUGAUAGUGAGUUGUGCACUAACUGGUGGAUGGUUUUUUUUUUGUAUUGUAUUCUGUCUCAAGUGGUCAUUGAGUCGUGGCUCAACUAGAACUGAUCUUGGGGCUUUUCCACAGAGCAGGUAAAACGGGUUUUGGUAACCAUCAGGUGAGGGUUUGUUCCCAGAAUAGAGACCAUUAUUUCUUCAGCCAACGACAGGGAAUUUUUAAAAGAUUCCUGGUUUGUCUUCUUCAUUUUCUCAUACCAAAGUCUGGCAUGUGGCGUAGCAGAUCUUGCCUGAUAUCAGAAGCUGAACUAGGUGUGGGAUGGUUAGGAAUACCAGGUGUCUUAAGUUUUGAGGAAACUGUUGUUGCAGUUUGGUGAUAAAUUAAAUAAAUUUAAUGACAUUCAAUUGGAUGUCAAAUUGUAUGUUUACAGGUUUAAAAGUAUGGGUCAGAUCAGUUUUUGGAUGACAAGCCUCAUCUACACUCUUUUAUUAACUCUGUGGAUAAUAAAGCAGCUGUCAGACUCUCAGUCUUACACUGACAUUACACAGCAAAUACAGUUUAAUUAAAACUUUAUGAGACUUGAAACACUUCUUCCUGUGUCAUGGCCUCUCACACUUGUGGAACUGGCCAUAACCUAAUAAACGCCAUCCUGGAACAAACUCACACCUGAUGGUUUUGCAAAACUCUAAUUGCCAAGGUCCUGCACAGUUUCUACUUUUAUAUUUAUAU
Oreochromis niloticus (Nile tilapia) is the source of this 2302-nucleotide messenger RNA. Its product is annotated as coxsackievirus and adenovirus receptor. NCBI's taxonomy places the organism in Eukaryota, Metazoa, Chordata, Actinopteri, Cichliformes, Cichlidae. Gene Ontology annotation, biological process: cell surface receptor signaling pathway; immune response; positive regulation of T cell proliferation. The record is from RefSeq and is a predicted model, not a curated record. The coding region runs from base 23 to 538 and encodes 171 amino acids. Gene Ontology annotation, cellular component: external side of plasma membrane. The transcript has 2 exons.